Messenger RNA from Ictalurus punctatus (channel catfish), 1466 nucleotides. Its product is annotated as SDR family oxidoreductase. The transcript has 6 exons. Gene Ontology annotation, cellular component: mitochondrion. NCBI's taxonomy places the organism in Eukaryota, Metazoa, Chordata, Actinopteri, Siluriformes, Ictaluridae. Gene Ontology annotation, biological process: fatty acid beta-oxidation. The record is from RefSeq and is a predicted model, not a curated record. Bases 110 to 829 code for a protein of 239 amino acids. Gene Ontology annotation, molecular function: 2,4-dienoyl-CoA reductase (NADPH) activity.
CAUCGUCGCAUUAUGACCAUUACACAUCCCGUUAAACUUCGUAAGAGUUGUGUGCUUAAGUAUAGAGCAGGUGUGUGUUUGCGUGUGUGCGCGCGUGCGUGUGUUGAGGAUGUCGAACGGGGAGCGCGUGGUACUAGCUCUCGGUGGAGCGGGCACUGUGGGCUCCGGGCUGGUCAAGGCUCUUCUGGAUAGAGGUUUCAAGGUUGCUGUGAUCUCCAGAGACAAGAGUAAACUAGAGAAGCUCAGAGGCUUUGUUUCGCCCUCCACCAAAGGCAACCUGACGACUCUAGUAGGGAAUGUUGGUUCAGAGGGGGAGGCUGAAGAGGUGAAGCAAACCCUGUUGAAGUCUGUGGGGAAGAUUACAGAUGUGGUGUCAUCUCUGGGCUUCAGCUGGUGGCAAGGAGGACCACCACACACCCAGCCUCUCAAAGAACUCCACUGGGUUAUUGAGACACUUCUGUUCAGCACAUUUGUAUCAUGGAAAACAUUCUUCCCCCUGGUGAGAGAUGAUCCCAGUUGCACCUACACAUUUAUUACAGGGGGUGCUGGGGAAAAGCUGCUGAUGCCAGGAACAGGCUUCUUGACGGUGGGCUCAGCCAGCACUCUGGCAUUUUGUCAGAUUCUGCUAGAAGAGUACCAAGAAGUUCCCUGCAAACUUAAUCAGGUGAAGAUUAACACAGGUGUUGGUACCCCAGAGCGCAUGGGGCCUGGGUACCUAAAUCAUGUGGAGUUAGGUGAGGCUGUGGCUACGCUGGUGGAAAGGAAGAAUAAAUCUCACACUGUCUUCAACAUAAACACUCCUGCCGACCUAAAAACCGUCAUCCAGUAACGAUGAGAGCAAUUUGUAGACUGUGUACACCAUAAACACCCUUCAGACUAUCAGAAAUACAGCGCGUUGGUUAUACUUAGCAUCCAGUUUAUUGUUGUCCAUUUGUUUUAUUUACUUUGCAUGCCAACUAAUACACAAAGCUUAAUCACUGUCAAUGCCUUUCCAAUGUAUUUAGGUCAGACUAACACAAUACACAGUAGAACUGCACAGCUUCUGCAGGGUGUAGCUGUGCACAAACGCACUUGGUUUGAAAAUAGCAGUGUGACUCAAGAGGCACAGAGACGGACUGUGUGGUAAUGUGAGAAUGAAAGAGAUGAAAUAUCUUGGACUGUAUUCCAGCUUUAUAGUUUAAUCCAGGCUUCAGGUUGAUGGGAGAGUGUUAGGACAGAAAGAGGGAUCUGAUCUCCCUAGCGUGACUCCCUGCCCUGCUCACAAAUAUCCUUCAGUCUACAUCUGUUCUGCUUAUGUGGUUCUAGUUAUCCUGCAUCACACUGCAUGAAAAUAAACAGAGACGAAUGUCAAACCAAGGGAGAUCUCAUAGAAGGUAGAUCUUUUUAGUUUGUUUAUUGUCAUGGUGUAAUUUACAUAUAUGCUUGAGUAUGUAUUUGUCAUUCCAAUAAAAAAAAAAUUGAAUUCA